UAUCACAACCUCUCCGACCCCAAGUAAAACAAACUGUGAAAGAAGACAGCUUUUGAUUGUUUUGUUCCUCUGCUACUUCCUUUCUGCUAUCUCUUUGAUUCUGUGAUGAUGACUGCGUCCCUUGAAGAGCUUGAUGACGAUACGGUGCGCAGCAUGUCCAUAGGAGCGGUUUUCUCCGACUUUGGUGGGAAGAUAUAUUCGCUUGAUUUCCAUCGUAAGGAUGAUUUACUUGUCACAGCUAGUGAGGAUGACUCGGUGCGGCUCUAUGACAUUGCUAAUGCUAAGUUGUUGAAAACCACUUAUCAUAAGAAACAUGGGACUGAUCGUAUAUGUUUUACUCAUCACCCAAGCUCUGUUAUAUGUUCUUCAAGGUACAAUUUGGAGUCUAGUGGAGAAUCAUUGCGGUAUUUAUCGAUGUAUGAUAACCGCUACCUACGGUAUUUCAAAGGGCAUAAACAGAGAGUUGUUUCUCUCUGCAUGUCUCCGAUCAAUGAUAGCUUCAUGUCUGGUUCUUUAGACCACAGUGUCAGGAUAUGGGAUCUUCGUGUAAAUGCUUGCCAGGGAAUCUUACGUCUACGCGGUAGACCUGCUGUUGCUUAUGACCAACAAGGCUUGGUAUUUGCUGUAGCAAUGGAAGGCGGAGCUAUUAAAUUGUUUGAUUCACGUUCUUAUGACAAGGGUCCCUUUGACACCUUUCUAGUUGGUGGUGACACAGCUGAGGUUUGUGAUAUCAAAUUCAGCAAUGAUGGAAAAUCAAUGCUUCUGACUACUACUAAUAACAAUAUUUAUGUUCUUGAUGCAUAUGCAGGGGAGAAGCGCUAUGGGUUUAGUUUGGAACCAUCUCCUGGUACCACUAUAGAGGCUACAUUUACCCCAGACGGGAAGUAUGUGGUAGCAGGCUCAGGAAGCGGAACCAUGCAUGCUUGGAGUGUUGAGAUGAAAAAUGAGGUGGCAUGUUGGAGCAGCCAUAUUGGUGUGCCUUGGUGCCUGAAAUGGGCCCCUCGCCGGGCCAUGUUAGCUGCAGCCUCAACUGUUCUCACGUUUUGGAUUCCCAAUAACGAUUCAAAGCUGAAAACUGAGUAUGGUGGUACGGACGCUGAAGCUGGAGCUCAACCCCAACCACUUCUCCAUUGAACUGAAUACGCUCUUCCUCUCCCAAAAUACAAUUUUUGGUUGGUGCAUCAAGAAAUUAACUAUGGUGUUGUGAAUUUGGCUAGCUUCCUAGUUUGCUUAAAUUUAUAUCAAAAUUUUGAGGAUGCGUUAAGAUGUUGUCAAUUGUAAAUUCCAUCAUUGAAUGUCAUUUACUUCAAAUUUCCAGCGACAUUGAGUGUUCUUUAAUAGUCAGACAAAUUUAGUUUUUUUUUUUUUUUCCUUGUUAUUUUUAUA
Gastrolobium bilobum is the source of this 1386-nucleotide messenger RNA. RefSeq names its product protein ANTHESIS POMOTING FACTOR 1. Gene Ontology annotation, cellular component: Set1C/COMPASS complex. The transcript has 10 exons. The record is from RefSeq and is a predicted model, not a curated record. The coding region runs from base 106 to 1134 and encodes 342 amino acids. Gene Ontology annotation, molecular function: protein binding; chromatin binding. NCBI's taxonomy places the organism in Eukaryota, Viridiplantae, Streptophyta, Magnoliopsida, Fabales, Fabaceae.